GUCAACAUGCAUGCGCCUGCAUCCUUGCGCUCCAAGCAAUCAGUGAAUCCACCACUCAAAAGGACCUAUGGCAAGCGAUCAUCACAAUCUAAACAAUCAAUUCUUGAAUCUUCAACGCCAUACGACCGUACUCAAUUCAAUUGGGACAGACUUGAGAAAGAACGGAAGGCACGCAUUGAACGAAUCCAGGCACACCGCGCUCACCAUCAACGACUACAGGCCCCAGAAACCCAAAAUAAAGAUUCAGAGUGCUCCUCACCGUCAUCAUCAGACUUCGAAACAGCGGUGGCGAAAGCGAGCUUAUUGUACUCUGAUCCAGUAUUGAUCGAUGAUGACGAUGAACUGACAUUAGCAGCAUUAAUAGGAUCUGAUAACCAAGGAGAAAGAUCCAACAUUCAGAAUGCUUAUUCGAUACGAGGAUUAAGCCCACAGCACAGCGCUCACUCCCUGGGGAGGAGACAACUUUCAUCUUUCGAAACAGCCCAUACCCACUGGAUAGAUAGUAGCUAUGAUAACCAAGGUUCCAUGACAAACAUCUGUUCAGCUCAAGAUUCGGGUUUAGAGGUAGGACCCCUACCUUUAAGGGAACCUGGUGGUGGCGCUACAGCUCGCUCCUAUAUUAGGCAGCCAACUCCGCUGCGACCAAAGGAUAUACAGAGUUCUUUAGUAUCGGGAAAGCGGACGGAAAAGCCUCUGCCCUCAACGAUGUACACUCGAUUGGACUUAGCCGCGCAGCGUAAGGUUAUAUUUCAAGAAAAGGCUUUCUUUGCAGAAAGAGAUAGUGUAGACGAUCAGGAUAGCGAGAAUGAAGAUGAGAGCGAUAGUGACGAAGUCUUAUUCAGGACUCCAUCUUUUCAUAUAUUGCAAAGGAUGAAAGAAUUGCCAAAGCUGCGUGUUCCUGAGCCUCGGGUCAAUCCUUUUGGGUUCCAGACAUUGGUUGAGCCUGAAGAAAGUGAGGGAACGAAUACAAUCAUAAGCGGGAGGCCCGCUGCAUCUGAUCUUUUGCCAGACAAACUUCUGCCCAGUGAGCAAGAAAAUCCAUUUCUAGAAUCUCCAAAUACCAAAAAAUCCAUGGAUAUCCUCAACAGGCGGGCGCAACAGCUUAGAGAAGUGGAGCUUCGUCGUAAAUAUAACAAUAUGAAUGGGCUCAUAUCAGCAGAAAAGGAUGGGGAACUAUCUUUAGGGAGCAGACUUAUAGAUACAAACAUAAUGCAAAGCACUGUAUCAGAACUAUUUAGUGUGAAUAUGGGCCUAUCUAAAUAUGAGCAACCUAGUACACCGCCGAAAGUAAGCUCACGGAUUGUCACACAGGAGUCACAGCGCCUAAGGGACGAUACAGUUCAAGAUGACUGUGUAGACAUUGCACUUGGAAAGAGGAUGUCUUCGAUUGAGAUCACGCCGCAACGACUUUUCACAAAACAACGCAAAACAUCUCCCUCCUCUCCUAGCAACUCAAUUUUGUCUCUAUUUCCGGCAUCUCCAUCACUUUCGGACUUGGAGGAGUCAGAGUCUUAUUUGGACGAUGACACGCCUCCAAAACCAAUCGAACCAUUACUGAGCAGUGAUAUACCCGCAGUCGGACAGGAAGACCGUGGUGUUUUAUGGAAAACAGCAGCCCUCCGGCAAAGAGUGCCAGAUUCUUUCUCAAGUUCAUUGUCGUCAUCAUCAUCCUUAUCAUUGUUUCCAUCGCUAUCGUCCUCAUUAUUAUCAUUACCAUCUUCGGUUACAGAAUUAUCACUCUCGCAAGAAGCUAAACUUCAUCCCUCGGCUCCUCAGCCCUUGCCACGGCUUUACCGGCACAAAAGCUCGCUUGUAGCCCCACGGAGAUCUCAGCUCACCAAAGUUAGCCGUCAUUCACCAUCUAAACAUGGAGUACGGAUCGAGAGUGGGAGAGAGCCUCAACUGCAUGACUUGCCUCAUACCGCUUGUAAUCCAUUCCGAGAUGUCACUAAUCAAAAUAUACUUGAGCAACCGUCAUGUGAGUUGAAGGAUCCUUCUCAAAAUCCACUAUCUUCCAUCCAACAGCAUUCUUUGCCGAUAUCUACUGUGUUCACGCAACCGUUGUUACAGCAGCAGCAGCUAGAACGCAAGAUUCGAUCCUUGAGACGGCCUCCAGCGGUGUUAACCAGUAUUCGAAAAUCAAUAUUUCAACCUACUAUGGAUGAUCUCAUCUCUAUAUGUGAUCAAGAAUUCUUUACUCAAUUUCACGGUCUGGAUGAUGUUGGUGAGAAUCAAGAUGGCGAAAGAAGCGACGGAUCGAAAGCGUCAUUAUCGUCAUCAGAAGCUCGCAACGGACAUGGUAUCUUGGACUUUGAUUCAUUGCUACCAAAACGUAUGCUUGAAUCAUUGACCAAGAUUGGCGAAGCAACUUACUCAGAGGUCUACACAGUGGAACUGCCAAUUCAAAAACAAGCGGGAAAGAGCAUUUAUGACUAUGACCAUCGUCUUCGGGACCACAGCAGCUAUAAUGACUCUACAUUCUUUCAAUCACCAAGGCUUAAUGCCUAUAUCAAAGAGUCUAUGAAAGAUGAUUUACUAUCCAUACAGUCGAUUCAAAUGAAGCCAAAAUUGGUUAUGAAGGUCAUACCAUUCAACAGUAACCGAGAAAAUGGAAAUGAGAACGGAGACGGGUCUGUAUCGGGAAGUCGUGGACGCAGAACAAGAGGAGUGAAACCCGAAACAGAGUCAACAGAGCUGCUACUUGAGGAUAUUUAUCGCGAAGUGAUGGUGUCGACGCAAAUUAUGCAUGGUUGGAAAGGGUUUAUUGGGAGCUUUGGCGCACUUGUGGUGAGAGGAAGAUACCCGAAGACAUUUCUAUCGGCUUGGAAUCAAUUCCGGAGGCAGAAUGGUACUGAAAGCGAAAGACCAGAUAAAUAUACAAAAGAUCAGCUGUAUUGCAUCAUCCUUCUUCCAUAUGGUGGUAUCGACUUGGAGCACUGUCCACUCGCCAAUUGGCAGCAAGCAUGGAGUAUCCUUGCACAGGUGGCAGCAUCGCUGGAAUCCAAAGAACAAGCGCCAUUUUGGUUUGAACAUCGAGAUCUACAUUGGGGAAACAUCCUUGUCAAGGACACUUCUCAAGAACGGCUUAUGUUUCCUAUGGGAGAUAGUGACCCCAUAUUAGGCCAUGAUCUGAAUGGUCUUGAUGACGCUCAAAGCAACCAUAAUCCAGCAAUAGCGACGACAAGGACAAGGGUAACAACGCGAAGCAUUCCUACAUUCGGGAUUAUUGUUCAAAUGAUCGACUUUACGUUGGCACGAGUUCAGGGAAAUAAAGGGAACCUGAUUUACAUGGAUUUGGAGAAGGACCAAGAGUUCUUUAGGGGCCAGGGCGACUACCAGUAUGAUAUCUAUCGCAAGAUGCAGAAAGCUCUCAAUAAGGACUGGGCAGCGUCUUGUCCAAGGACAAAUCUUUUUUGGCUCCAUUAUAUUGCGGACAAGUUGCUGACCAAAAAGUGUCUUAAGAAACCUAUCAAACAAUCUGCUAUAACUCCUGCUACCACGGCUGUCACUUCUAUAACUUACCCUCAGUUAAGAGCGUCAAUGAGUGUGAAAAGGACAUCAAGAUUAGCAUCAUCACUGUCUUUGACUGGUGUUAAUGAAGACAUUGACAAUAACAUGACCGAAAGUUGGUGUUAUGAGCGAGUGCUAGCAGUCUCCAAGAUGAACCUUGAUCAGUUGGAACUUUCAGGCCAGACUCCCAUGAAGACUGUCUUGGAUAUCUUGUUUCCUGAUCAAUCAUAAUCCACUGGAUACAAUACGCCUAACUAAAUAAGGACCUAAUAAAGUGGUUGAAUCAAGG
Messenger RNA from Lobosporangium transversale, 3799 nucleotides. RefSeq lists its product as hypothetical. Gene Ontology annotation, cellular component: cytoplasm; nucleus. Lineage: Eukaryota; Fungi; Mortierellomycota; Mortierellomycetes; Mortierellales; Mortierellaceae. Bases 7 to 3741 code for a protein of 1244 amino acids. Gene Ontology annotation, molecular function: histone H3T3 kinase activity. The record is from RefSeq and is a predicted model, not a curated record. Gene Ontology annotation, biological process: mitotic cell cycle; intracellular signal transduction. The transcript has 4 exons.